AUGCAUUGGUCAACAUUGUUUCUAUUCGCGCCCUUGGUGGCAUGGGCUAGUCCUAUUGGUACCGAUAGCCCACAUGGACUUUCAAGCCGUCAAGCUUCAACAAGCAUCGACCAGCUCUUCAAAAACAAGGGUAAGCUGUACAUCGGAGUCGCUACCGACAAGGGGCUCUUGACAUCUGGGAAGAGUGCAGCAAUCAUUCAGAAGGACUUUGGCCAAGUGACACCAGAAAACUCAAUGAAGUGGGAUGCUCUUGAGCCGAGUCGGGGCCAAUUCAACUUCGCCGGCGCAGACUAUCUGCAAAACUGGGCCCAAACUAAUGGCAAAUCGAUUCGGGGACACACGCUCGUUUGGCACUCUCAGCUCCCUCAGUGGGUUAAAGACAUCAAGGACAAGACAACGCUCCAAAGUGUCAUCGAGAACCAUGUCAAGACUAUUGUUGGUCGGUACAAGGGCAAGAUACGGGCAUGGGAUGUGGUCAAUGAGAUCUUCAAUGAGGACGGCACCCUUCGCAAGUCCGUGUUCACGGACGUGCUGGGCGAAGACUUUGUUGGCAUCGCGUUCCGUGCGGCAAGAGCUGCUGACCCCAACUGCAAGCUCUACAUCAAUGAUUAUAAUCUCGACAAAGCGAAUUACGGCAAAGUGAACGGCAUGGUCAAGAAGGUCAAUCAGUGGAUCAGCCAAGGCAUCCCAAUUGAUGGAAUUGGUUCUCAGACACAUCUGAGCCAGGGAAUGGCAGGAAACAUUCAGGGUGCCCUCCAACAGCUUGCCGGAUCGAGCGUCUCGGAGGUUGCGAUCACAGAACUGGACAUUGCAGGCGCACCCAGCGCCGACUAUGCGACGGUUGUCGGCGCAUGCCUGAACAUUGCAAAGUGCAAAGGGAUCACUGUCUGGGGAGUCAGCGACAAGGACUCCUGGAGGAAGAGUGAAAGUCCCCUUCUCUUCGAUCAAUCUUUCAACGUCAAGAGCGCUUACAAUGCAAUUGUCAGCAAAUUGAAGUAA
Molecule: messenger RNA, 999 nt
Organism: Neoarthrinium moseri
Lineage: Eukaryota; Fungi; Ascomycota; Sordariomycetes; Amphisphaeriales; Apiosporaceae
Exons: 4
Coding region: 1-999 (332 amino acids)
Biological process (GO): carbohydrate metabolic process
Molecular function (GO): hydrolase activity, hydrolyzing O-glycosyl compounds
Source: RefSeq, a predicted model, not a curated record